Pseudoliparis swirei is the source of this 3863-nucleotide messenger RNA. RefSeq names its product TBC1 domain family member 10A-like. NCBI's taxonomy places the organism in Eukaryota, Metazoa, Chordata, Actinopteri, Perciformes, Liparidae. The record is from RefSeq and is a predicted model, not a curated record. The transcript has 9 exons. The coding region runs from base 578 to 1969 and encodes 463 amino acids.
CAACACUAACGGUAACAUUUUCACACAUUUUCUAUAUGCCAUAUUUCAAAAUUAUGUCACGUUAUUGCACUAUGCAUUUAGUUUUCCGUUUAUUGGUUUGCGCCUUUCACCAAGUAAAAUGCAUUGUGUGACUGUCAGCAGCAGAUGGCAGUGUCGAGCUAAAGGACUCGGCGGAUGUUGUGGAGACUCCUCUGUCCCUCUUCCGGUCGCGAGCUCACAUUCCAGCUGACAGCAAUCAGCUGACAGUUGUGUGAUGCUAGCAUGUUAGCUUCUAAGCUAGCGAGUCGAUACCGCGCUGAUUUAGUGUUUAUCGAAACCGCUGCAUUUGCUCUCGACCAGUUGUAUUUCUGUUUGACCUGCAAAUCGAUUAUGUGAUGAAAGCCAACGGCUUGAUUAGAAACUAGCGGACGCUGUCUUAUUACAGGGGGGUUGUAGCCGAAGCGCGAGCGACCACCGGCGGCUAGAUCACCAACGGGCGUCUUCAUGGAGAGCUUGACGCGUCGGCUCAGCUUAAGGAGACUUCGUCAUGUGAACACACUGUAGGCCGGCGGCUCGGGCGGAGCUCAGUGGUCAUUACAUGGCCAACACUGAGCAGGGCAAUGGACUUGCCCCGCGGGGCAGCAAAGAGAAAGGAUCCGACCCGGAGAUGAACGGCGGUGUCCCCGGGGAGAAACCUGUGGACAAGUACGGCUUCACGGGAGGGGCCCAGCAGCACUGCGGGGAGUCUGCUGAAGAAAUCCCCAUUGAGGUGCUGAGGCAACGCGAGGCAAAAUGGCUGGAGAUGCUCAACAGCUGGGACAAGUGGAUGGCCAAAAAACACAAGAAGAUGAAGGAGCGCUGUCAGAAGGGGGUCCCUCCAUCGCUGCGUGGCCGCGUCUGGCUCUACCUCACUGGGGCCAAAGUGAGACGGGAGCAAAACCAGGGCAAAUUCCAGGAACUGGACAAUCAGCCAGGAGAUCCUAAAUGGGUAGAUGUUAUUGAGAGGGACCUCCAUCGACAGUUCCCCUUCCAUGAAAUGUUUGCAGCGAGAGGAGGUCAUGGGCAGCAAGACCUGUUCCGCGUGUUGAAGGCUUAUACUCUGCAUCGCCCUGAAGAGGGUUACUGUCAGGCUCAGGCUCCCAUCGCUGCUGUACUCCUCAUGCAUAUGCCAGCAGAGGAUGCAUUCUGGGUUCUUGUCCAGAUUUGUGAGAAAUACCUUCCUGGAUACUACAGUGCAGGGCUGGAGGCGAUCCAGCUGGACGGGGAGAUCCUGAACGCCCUGCUGCGGCGGGUGUCUCCUGUGGCCCACCGGCACCUGAAGAAGCACAAGCUGGAGCCCAUCCUGUACAUGACCGAGUGGUUCAUGUGCGCCUUCUCUCGAACUCUGCCGUGGGCCUCGGUGCUUCGGGUCUGGGACAUGUUCCUUUGUGAGGGAGUCAAAAUCAUUUUUCGAGUGGGCCUGGUCCUCCUGAAGUCCAUGUUGGGAUCCCAAGAGAAACUGAAGGCCUGUCAAGGCCUCUAUGAAACGAUGGAGCUGCUCCGAGCGAUACAGCCACAGUAUAUGAAGGAAGCCUUCCUGGUGCAGGAGAUAAUUGAGUUAAUGGUGUCUGAGAAAGACAUAGAAAAGGAGCACCAUGCUCAGCUCCGGCGCUGGAAUGAGACGCACGGCGAUCUACACUGCAAGUCCCCUCCCAGGAUCCACGGCGCCAAGGCCAUCAUGGCUGCCGAGCCGCCCGGUCGGCAGGACCUGAGACAGAGGCCCGCCAUCAUUGUGAAGUCUCCCUUGGCACCCCAGACAGACGGGGGGAGAGCCGAGGCCGCCAAGGAGAACGGAAAGACGAAAGCGAAACGAGAGAAAACGAUCGCACCUCUGCCGGAGAUUGCUAAUCCGUACUCUCCUCCCAGUGACGCCUCGCCGAUCCUCAAUCACAUGACUGUAAAAGCGUCCCAAGAGAGUCUGAGCAGCACAGAGCACGACACGUACCUGUAGCGGGGUGAGUCGCCAGUUUACGAACGUAAAGCAUUCUCCACAGCAUUUACUAACUCACUCAUCAGUUCUCUAUCAAAUUGCUGCCGCCGCAGUGAAAGAUGAACCGUUCCAUGAUCGACUGACUGUCUGUUGUGACUGUGACACGUUUUUAGAAAAAAAGGCUAUUUUUGCAAUUAAGAAAAAAGAAAUCGCAAAACUGUCAUUGCUCAGAUUACUUGGCCGUCUCUGUAACACUCAACCUGUGUUUGGGUGUGAUUUCAUGUAUACAGGUUUUCUAUUGACUCUGCUUUUGGCUACAGUCGUAGACAUUGAGCAUUAAAGUAUAUGGACCUCCAAAAUGACUGAACAUGUGGGCAUUCACACGUACUAACUCACUGUUAACAGCUACUGCUGCUAAUAACCUCUUGAAAUUGGCCUCCUAGAUUCUUUCCUUUUGUUUUAAAUGAAGUCUGAUUUUGUCUCGUUGGAUGACGUCUGCUCUAGAGCACUUUACCUUUUAUAGUCUUCCUCUUUGGUCGAUUUGUAUUUGUCCUGCUUUGAGACGCACAGUGUAUCCGUCGGUCUCUAGACUGCAUGUUCUGCUGUUUGUGUUUUGGUGUUGACCACUAGAGGACCCUCUGGGAUCAUCUCUCAGCCUGCAGCCACACAUGAAGGGAGAAGUGUGAAGGGACUUUUGUACCACGAAGCCAAAGAUUUGUAAUGCAUAUUUUUACAAUAUAUUUUGUCCAAGCUGUUUGUGAUAUCAUAUUGUGAUCCAGUCCAGGAUUUUGAGAGGAUGAGGUUCAUGUUUAUGUUGUGAAUGAGAAAUGAUAAAAUGCCAUUUUGAAGAACGCUAAUACUAAGCUUCUUUUUUUUUUUUUUACAAUCAUGCCUCAAGGUUUGUGGGUCCUUAGACUUCAAGAUAUCUAAUGUUGAUAUAUAAUACAAAGAAAGCAUUUGGACCGGUCCAAACACUUAAUAUGCUUUUUACAUUUUAAACCAGGAAGUCUCACUGAAAUGUGCUGCAGAGCCCGGUGCGGACAAAACCGCUUCAUACAAAAGUUAAAAUCCCCAAACUACAAACUAAUUAUAAAGUACAAUUGUUAUCUUUAUCAGUUGUUUUCUACUGACAGUCUCUUUGCUACUUGAAAUUGAUUACAUUAUUUUACUACAUUUUUGUGUAGACAAUAAACUAUGAAAAUCCAAAGAAAUGUGAGCGACAGAAGAUAAAGUCAAGGUAUAAUAUCCAAAUGUAUGGGUUGAUACUAAUUGUAUCUGAGAUUACUGAAUUAAGAAAUAGUUUUUAAAACUUGAAUUCAGGAGUUCAACAUGUCCCCCCAGUCCAGCUAGUUCCUUUAUUGGCAGUUAACUGUGUAACUCUGAUUAUUUGCUGUAAAGGUUUUCAUUAUGUCAAAUCUUUGCGGUUAUAUGUUGAUUUUGAACGCUGUGGAGAUUUUUUUGAAGUAUAUGCUGCAGGUUUUCUUUCUGUCUUUUAGGAACGACUGUUUACCUCCCAUGUCUGCUGAAGCUUUUAGUAUUUAGAUGCAAGAUGUUGAACAUUGAACAACAGGCAGGAGCUUUCUAGACGGUCAGAGAUGGAGCCGCUGAGCUUCAUCCAGGGAUUCAAAUCAUUCUGGAUAUAUAUAUAUAUAUAUACUGUAUGUUUCUUUACAAACAUUCUGUUUCAGUGUCCAGCAAAAUAUAUAUAUCAGGGAUGUUGAGUUCCUUUUUCCUAAUUAUUGCAACUGUAAAGUUUAAACAUCUUCACAUUUUAAAUGUGCAACAUAUUCUGCGAUUUUCAUCGGGUAUAUAUAUACAUAUAGGAUCUGUUUGCUUUUUUGAUUUUGGAUAAUCUUUUCAUAUCAAGCUGUUUUAUGCCAAAUUACAUUUAAAUCAAUAAAAGUGUAAACUCUUA